Molecule: messenger RNA, 2752 nt
Organism: Gasterosteus aculeatus aculeatus (three-spined stickleback)
Lineage: Eukaryota; Metazoa; Chordata; Actinopteri; Perciformes; Gasterosteidae
Gene: gpr75
Product: G protein-coupled receptor 75
Biological process (GO): G protein-coupled receptor signaling pathway
Cellular component (GO): plasma membrane
Molecular function (GO): C-C chemokine receptor activity
Source: RefSeq, a predicted model, not a curated record
UCUCAAUAUGGCGUAACGGCCUCUUUCAAAUCUCUGACCUUGUAGUGAAGCUAAAAAUCGACAUAUUUGUGUGGCUUCUCGUGGAUGCGGCGGGGUCGCGUGCUGAGCUGCUUGUUGGCACAUCCGUCGGCGGUGACUCCACACUCCUCCUGCAGCGCGCCGGCGCGACAGCGCGUCCAUCACCGAGAAAAAACGACAAUGCGACCAACUGUUUGUGCUGUAAACGCGUUGAAAAAAAAAAAGAAAGCAUACAUGUGAGGAAGCGUUUUGUAUGUCACUGUUCAAUUCACCGCUUUCCGGUGAUCUGCCGUUGAAAUACGUUUUUUCUUUUUCUUUUUGCGUCAAAGCCGAGGUUCGUUCACUUUCUAUCGGAUCACUUUAAAAUCAAGAUGUGCAGCAUCCAAUGGACCCACGAUCACUGAUGCUCUCCCCCUAAAGAGGCAGCAAUGGUUCAGGCAGUAGCCACUGAUCACACUGUCCUCCUUCCAUAAAGAGGAAUAAUGCCGACACUGAUGACUGUGGGAUCCUUAUAAAUUCUUAAUAAUACGAUGAACACCUCUGUUACACCAUCAGACCUGGUGGAUGUGCCAAGACUGCCGAACUUCAAUGGCACACAGACACCGUCGAGUUGGGCCGUCAUCCACACCGGCACCUUGGCCUUUUGCUCUCUCCUCCUCGUCUUCAUCUUCUGCCUGGGCUCUUAUGGCAAUCUCGUGGUGUUCCUGUCCUUUUUCGACCCGGUGUUCCGCAAGUUCCGCACCAACUUUGACUUCAUGAUCCUCAACUUGUCCUUCUGCGACUUGUUCAUUUGCUGCGUGACGGCUCCGAUGUUUGCACUGGUGCUUUUCCUGGAUGCGGGCGGAGGGGACGGCGUGUCCAAGAGUUUCUGCUUCGCCUUCCACCUGACCAGCUCGGGCUUCAUCAUCAUGUCCCUGGAGACGGUCGCUGUCAUUGCGUUGCAUCGACUGCGCAUGGUUUUGGGGCAGCAGCCCAACCGUGCCGCCUCCUUCGCCUGCACGCUGGCCCUCACCGCCCUGCUGUGGACAUCCAGCUUCACCAUGGCCGCCCUCCUUACCAUGCGAGCGUACCCGCGCAGGGAUGGACCCUGCUUGCCUCACUUUGGCCUCGGAGGUGGACAGGCCAGGGUAGUGCUGUAUGUCUACCUGGCAGACUUUGCCUUUUGCGUGGCCGUGGUGUCCGUGUCCUAUGUGAUGAUCGCGCGGACGCUGAGGAAGAACGCGCAGGUCAGAAAGUGCCCGGUCAUCACUGUGGACGCCACGUGCCCUCCGCCCCCGCCGCCCCUCAUCGCAGCGGGCUUCGAGAGCAUGCAGUGUGCGGUUCAGGACCCGUCUCUGUACCACAACCAGACUUACAACAAACUGCAGAAAGUCCCCACGCACUCGUGUGUCAACAAGGCCAGCCAGCCUCUGGUCCCGGGCGCGGCCCAAGGAGCCACCUGCUGUCAGCUGGUGUCUCCGGUCAACUUGGCCACAGCCAAAGACUCGAAGGCGGUUGUCACCUGCAUAGUCAUAGUGUUCUCCGUGCUGCUCUGCUGCUUGCCGAUGGGAGUUUCGCUGGCACAGGACGUUUUGUCGCCGGAGAGCAGCUUCGCGCACUACCAGUUUGAACUGUGCGGCUUUGUGCUCAUUUUUCUCAAGUCGGGCAUCAAUCCCUUCGUGUACUCGCGCAACAGCGCGGGCCUCCGCCGCCGCGUGCUGUGGUGCGUUCAGUGGGCGGCACUGGGCUUUCUCUGUUGCAAGCAGAAGACUCGGUUGCACGCCAUGGGAAAGGGCAGCCUGGAGGUCAAUCGCAAUAAAUCCUCCCAUCACGAGACCAACUCGGCCUACGUGCUGUCCCCCAAGCCACCCCGGAGGCUGGUCGACCAGGCCUGCGGGCCCAGCCACUCCAGGGACUGCGCCGGUAGUCCGAGGGCCACGGGUGCGCGAGUCAAACCCCGUCCCCCGAGUACCUCCACCCCUAUCAACACCCGCAUUGAGCCCUACUAUAGCAUAUACAACAGCAGUCCCUCUGCAGGACCCAGCUCCCCUACCAGCCUGCAACCAGUCAGCUCUCAGACGUUUGCCUUCGCCAAGUCGUAUGUAGCCAUGCACUACCACACUCACCAAGACGCACUGCAAGACUUUGAAAGCACCUCCGUGCAGCAGAUACCCGUCCCCUCAGUCUGAGGGAAGAUCAGAGAAGGUGCUGCUAAUUAGUAAAAGUGUGGAUAACCUCUCCAUGGCUUUGAAUCAAAUGUCAAUCAAAAGAGGAACCCGCAAACAGCCCAUUUUUACGUAUUUGGAAUCUGUAUUAACCGUUUGUUCUCUUCUACUUUUUUGAAUGAAAAAAAAACAGAAGCACCAGUAUUAUAAGCCUUGCCAUGAAAGUAAAAAACAAGCAAUAGAUUUGUUAUAAAAGUGUUAUCAAAGAGUCUGACAGUUAUUGAAUUGACUUAUUUUUCCAUUACUGAUGCUGCAUUAUCACGUUAAUCUGACCCUGUGUUGUGCACGCAUGUGCCAUUAUAACCCGAUUCUUUGUAGGUUUUCACUGCAGCCAAAGAUUCCAGUUGCUAGAUCACUGCUGUGUCCUCUGAAGUCGCUGAGCACUGAUAUGAGCUGCUGUGAAUCCCUGCACAGGCCCCUAUCGAUGGCAUGCGAUGGCGACUUUGAUGAACUCUUACUUCUUAAAAGAAAUGUAUUUGUGAACCUCAUCCACUUUUAAACACAAUAAAACGAUUGGCAAGAACAGUGAA